CAAUCAGGCAGUUAGUUCUUGGCACGAGUACAGUAAACGUUUUCUGGAACGUUGCUCUUUGGUCUAGGCUUUGUGAAUGAGCUAUUGCCAAAUCGACACCCUUUAUUCUAAUUUCCGUAUUUCCGGAGUCUGUAGGCGGUGGAGAAAUUGAAUGAAGGGCGUAUAGGAACGUGGGGAUAAAGAGGAAUUAAGGAAGACUCAAAUUGAGAGGAAGAAAAAUCAUGGAGAACGAAGAGGAGGCGACAAAACUGCAAUGGCCUGACGUGUUGGUGAUUGCCGCUUACUUCUUGAUCGUCCUGGCGGUGGGAGUGUGGGCGUCCAGGAGAUCACAGCGCAACACCGCCAGCGGAUAUUUUCUCGCUUCACGUAACAUGUCCUGGAUACCAGUUGGAGCUUCUAUAUUCGCUAGCAACAUUGGAUCUGGGCAUUUCAUUGGUCUGGCCGGUGCUGGGGCGGCCUCGGGCAUUGCAGUGGGCGGGUACGAGCAAGGAGCAUCGUACUUGCUCGUGGCCCUGGGAUGGCUGUUCGUCCCAGUGUACCUGAGUUCGGGCGUGUACACCAUGCCGGAUUACCUGAAGCAGAGGUUCGGCGGAGACAGGAUCAGCGUGUACAUGUCCUGCCUCUCGCUCGCACUGGCGGUCUUCACCAAGAUCUCGGCCGACCUGUACGCCGGGGCGCUCUUCAUGCAGAUGUCUCUGAACAAAAGCUCCGAAGAAUGGCUGUACAUAAGCAUCCUGAUUCUGCUAGGAAUCGCUGCACUUUUCACGGUGGCAGGUGGACUGACGGCCGUCGUGUGGACCGACCUUGUUCAGACGGUGCUAAUGGUCCUUGGGGCCUUAGUCCUUAUGGUAAAAGCCAUGAUCGCUGUGGGUGGCUACGAGGGUCUGGUGGAUAACUACCCUUACGCCACUGCUUCGGAACGAGCGAGGAACCACCUGAACGAGUCCUGUGGAGAACCGCCGAGUGAUUUCAUGCACCUGCUCAGAACGCUUGAACCUGGGAAGUCCAAUUACCCUUGGGUUGGGAUGACCCUGGGACUGGGCAUCCUCGAGCUGUGGUACUGGUGUAUGGACCAGGUGAUGGUGCAAAGGACGCUGGCCAGCAGGAACGUGGUCCACGCGAAGGGCGGUUGCCUCCUGGCCGCCUACCUCAAGUUCCUGCCGAUGUUCCUGAUCGUGUUUCCCGGGAUGGCGGCCAGGAUCCUGUACCCGGACCGAGUGGCCUGCGCUUCUCCGGAGACCUGUACCCGGAUCUGUGGCAGCGAGAGGGGGUGCUUCAACAUAGCCUACAUUGAGCUGGUGCUGAACCUCCUGCCCGUUGGCGUACGGGGACUGAUGCUGGCUGUUAUGAUGGCGGCUCUCAUGUCCUCGCUCACCUCCGUGUUCAACUCCGCCUCCACCAUCUUCACCAUGGACGUCUGGCUCCAUCUGCGGCGGAUGUGCAGGAGGCGCGGGCGGGAGGGAGGGAGGCUCUCGGCCCCUCCGUCAGACGUGGAGCUGGUCGUCGUCGCCAGGAUCUUCGUGGCGGCCAUGGUGGGCAUCAGCGUGGUCUGGAUUCCGGUCAUUCAGAACAACGCCACAUCUGAACUCUUCGAUUACAUAAACACCAUCAAUUCCUUCCUGGCGCCUCCUAUCUGCGCCGUGUACCUGUCGGCACUCUUCUGGAACCGCACAACAGAAGCUGGCGCCUUCUGGGGUCUCAUGUUUGGCCUGGCUCUUGGGGUUUUCCGUUUCGCCCUCGAGUUCACAUACACUCCACCACCUUGCGGUUUAGAUGCGAAUUACGCGGAACCAGCGAUCAUCACCACCUUCCUGAGACGUCUUCACUACCUCCAUUUCUGCUGCCUGCUGUUUUUCCUCACAAUACUGGUUAUCUUCUGUGUGUCACUUACCACGCCGCCUCGGCCAAAAGACUACUUGUAUCGCCUAACCUUCUGGAGUCGCCACGACCCCCGCGUCAGAAAUAUAGUGAAAGGAGACGACGACCACUUCGGCCAGGAGACAGCAGGCGACCAGACCUACUCCAUGGCGACGCACGAGACGGACGAGAAACCCUGCUGGCAGCGAGUUCUGUGUGGUGCCCCAGCCAAGGGCAAGGAGAACACAGGGGCGCCGCCAGUGCUUGAUGAGGAGGAGCAGGCGAAGGAGGCGGUGAAGAUCAUCGACGAACCUCCAUCCUGGAAACGAAUGCUUGACAUUAACGCCGUCACCUGCCUGGCUCUCUGCACUUUCGUUUAUGGAUACUAUGCUUGAUCAAGACUGGCCCUGAACGAAACAAUCCUGAACGAAACAAUGUUAAUUAUAAAAGAUAAUGACUUUAUAAUUAGUACUGUUAGAUAUGAAUAUAUUAGAGUUAGAGAUAAAGGGAUGAUUCGGCAGUUAAGUGAAAAGAACCGAGACAGAUUGUUGAUUUUUUUUUAUAAAUAUUAUAAAACGGAAA
Messenger RNA from Penaeus indicus, 2439 nucleotides. Its product is annotated as sodium/mannose cotransporter SLC5A10-like. Gene Ontology annotation, cellular component: plasma membrane. Gene Ontology annotation, molecular function: D-glucose:sodium symporter activity. Gene Ontology annotation, biological process: transmembrane transport. Bases 222 to 2252 code for a protein of 676 amino acids. The transcript is spliced from 14 exons. NCBI's taxonomy places the organism in Eukaryota, Metazoa, Arthropoda, Malacostraca, Decapoda, Penaeidae. The record is from RefSeq and is a predicted model, not a curated record.